Molecule: messenger RNA, 612 nt
Organism: Rotaria socialis
Lineage: Eukaryota; Metazoa; Rotifera; Eurotatoria; Philodinida; Philodinidae
Source: the annotation of a GenBank genome assembly
AUGACAUAUCAAGUACAAGAAUUCUUCGUCUCACAAAAUUCAGAAGCGCAACCACCGAAUUCAAAAAAAAGAUUAGUUAACAAUCGUAAUAAAUGUUGGUAUCCUUCGUGUCCUUCACCAUCAGAGUCUCUUCUUAUCGAGUGUAAAGUUGAAGAACGACAUUUUAUUGGCGAUACUUCUCCAUACGAUAACAUUGAUUCCUAUUCAAAGCCUAUACGUUUUACAAUGAAUGAUCAACUACAGCCAGCACAAUUUCGCUCAGAAGUUAUUCUUCACAAUAAUCCUGAAACAGAUUUACAAAUUAAAAGACUUUUUGUUAAUUUUCAUUUUCAUGAUGAUACACCAGAAAAUGCUCUCAGAAAUGAGAGCCCCACAUCAUUUACAGUACCAUCUCUGCAUCGUCGGUCUUUAGAUAUUCCAAAAAAUUCAAUUAAACAAAACCUAAAACAAAAGAAACAGAAUGAUUCGCAAAAACCUCAAUCAACAACAUCAUCACAUUUUAAUGAAUUUUUACAUCAGUGGGUUGAUGAUCUGUGUGCUAAUAAACAUUUAAUGAAGAGUGAUGAUAUUGUAUUUUUUAUUAAGAAUGGCGAAUUCUUUGCUAGAAUUUAG